Molecule: messenger RNA, 645 nt
Organism: Drosophila mojavensis
Lineage: Eukaryota; Metazoa; Arthropoda; Insecta; Diptera; Drosophilidae
Product: gustatory receptor for sugar taste 61a-like
Exons: 2
Coding region: 1-630 (209 amino acids)
Biological process (GO): sensory perception of sweet taste; detection of chemical stimulus involved in sensory perception of taste
Cellular component (GO): membrane
Molecular function (GO): sweet taste receptor activity
Source: RefSeq, a predicted model, not a curated record
AUGCGGCACUCUGUGCUUAAACAUCCGUUCGAAUGGGAUCGAAACAUUUUGAGGCUGUUGAAGGCGAAGCGGCGACAGCAACGCGCCGCAAUUGAGAAAAAGUGGCGCUGCGCUGGCAAUGCUGCGGACUUGGAGCAGCUGGACACAUUCCAUCGGGCCAUACGGCCAUGUGGGCAUAUUUUGCGACUUGAAAGAACUUCAAGAACUCACUCGGUUCUUCUUUCAGAUCUGUGCCUGGCCCAGGUGUUUGGCAUGAUGCCGCUGGCAAAUGUGCUCAGUCGUAGUCCUCACCUGGUUCAAUUUCAGCUACGCUCCUAUGCCACCUGCUUGUCAGGGGUGUUUCUUCUGCUAGGAGGCGUGAAAACCAUGCGCUUAGCAACAAAGCUUAUUCAAGGCGGCCUGAAUGCCAAGAGCAUGGUGAGCGUCGUGUUCUUUACGAGCGGAAUGGUAAUCUGCGUAAGCUUUAUUUCUUUGGCACGUGGCUGGUCUCGUCUGAUUGUGCCCUGGACCGGUAUAGACAUUAUAAUGCUCUUUCCGCCAUAUGCAAAAAUGAAAUAUAGUCUUCGACGGAAGCUGCUUAUCGCUGGAUGUUCGCUGGGAUGUUUGACACUGAGUAAGCCCCUGACCUAGAAUAUUAAGGACCUC